Molecule: messenger RNA, 1320 nt
Organism: Penicillium cosmopolitanum
Lineage: Eukaryota; Fungi; Ascomycota; Eurotiomycetes; Eurotiales; Aspergillaceae
Exons: 2
Coding region: 1-1320 (439 amino acids)
Biological process (GO): DNA transposition; DNA integration
Molecular function (GO): endonuclease activity; DNA binding
Source: RefSeq, a predicted model, not a curated record
AUGCGUCGGUUUGGCACUGAAAUAAGUGGCAAUCGAAGGUCAGGGGGUGAGCUUUCACCUGAGGCCCGCGCAGCUAUUAUAUACGCUCAUGAAUGUGGUGUAUCGCCUACUAAAAUGGCUGCUGAGUUCAACGUCGCACGCUCAACAAUAUACUCUACAAUCAAACGAUUCCGAGAGCACCAAACGCUUAAAUCACUGCCUCGUUCAGGUGCCCCUAAAGUCUAUAGUGAGCUGAGCGCCCGUAUACCCAGUUAUCCAUCUCGAUCAACAAUCAAGCGAUUCCUACGUUCAAAAUUCCUCCAGCGCUAUCGAGCAAGACGUUGUAUCCCAAUUUCGAGGGAGAACGCCCGCAAAAGAGUCCGAUUUUGCCGAAAUUGGAGGGCUGAACGCUACAAUUCCCAACUACAAAGCUUCAUCUUUUCCGACGAAUGCAGCGUUCAACGUAUCCCUAAUUUAAACGGCCAAUACGUUACCCGGCUUAGAGGAGAAGCUUACAUUGCCCUCGAUUUAACGCCUGGCCUAGGCUUGGCGAAGGAUAUCGUUGCUUUGUUGACUCGCGUUAAUCCCGUAACCAACGAGUCGGUAGGCAACGUGGAGAUGGGCCUAAUCGUUGCGGGAAUUAUAGUACCCGAUGUUUUGAAAGGCUUAGCCAAAAUAACUGUGAAGAAUGUCGGCUACGCUUUUCGAGCAAUGGCUGCGGCAGCAGAACACGGUGGUAGCGGCGCUUCGCACGCCACAAAACUGUUGGAGCCUCUGCGCCUUGCCUCACAGUUUGUCAAAAGCUUUUUGGAGGGCGCCAUCGAAAGCCAAAAGGUGUCGUCGGAGCUGCUUCUACAGUUGGGAAAAGGCGCAGACUACACUGGUAACAUUGUCGAAAUGUCGGCUGCAGAGUUAAGAAAAGCGCCUGGAAGGGCAACGAUCACGAAGCCCUUAUUCGAUUCUGAGAUGUUGGUGUAUGGCUCGCACAAGAAUGCUGGGUUGGUACCAAGGGAUAUAGGGGAAAGGCUUGUAGCUCUUGAUUUCCAAAGUUUUGACGAAUUUCGCGGGGUAUUUUGGAAGACAGUAAGCGAAUCCAAGUACGCAAUGGAUCUGGUGGAGCUGGGGCCAGAUGCACUUUCCCGCAUGUCAGCUGGACUCUCCCCGUUCGCGCAUGAGUCUCAGCAACUUGGGAAGCGCUUGGUCUAUGAGCUUCAUCACAUAACACCGAUCAACAAAGGUGGUAAUGUUUAUGACAUUUCAAACAUCGCAAUCAUGACGCCCAGGUUUCACAAAGAAGUUCUUAUUCGUGCUUAUCAUUUUGGAGGACCUGGAAAAAUGUAA